This is a messenger RNA of Gigantopelta aegis, 2309 nucleotides long. Its product is annotated as proline-rich transmembrane protein 4-like. Bases 400 to 1533 code for a protein of 377 amino acids. The record is from RefSeq and is a predicted model, not a curated record. Lineage: Eukaryota; Metazoa; Mollusca; Gastropoda; Neomphalida; Peltospiridae. The transcript has 4 exons.
AACGGAAAAAAGUUAAUCACGGAAAUGCAAAAACAUGCACAUUUCAAUCAAUUGAUUGUAAAAGACACGGAAAUGACCGAAAGUGCUUGGUCAGUGAUAAGAAAAGUGAUUGAAAAUACCAACUGUGAUGCUAUAUAUUCUUCAGAGCCUAUACAAUGCCCACUUGUCUAUUUGGAGAUGUUAAAAGCACAGGACUUCGACAAGAGGAUUUAAGUCUCCUAAAUUCUAUUAUUAAUUUACUGACAGAAUUUUUAAACAUUUUCUUAGUUAUCAAGUGAUUGCUUUCAGUAAAUGAGAAAACAAAAACAAUCUAAAGCUUCAACACAAACAGAUAUGAUAACGCAACUUAUAGUUAUACCAGCCAGUGCAACAAAGUGACGUUAUUUCGAAAAAAAAAUCAUGUCGAGCACCAGCGAGCCGAAAACUGAACCCAUCAGUGAAGGCGAAAGCUCUCCAGAACCCUCCACCGCAGUCCCAGAAACGACGAUAACCUCCGAACCGGAAACUUCCCAAACAGAACCGGAACCGCAACCGGAAAUAUGGCCGGAACCCGGCCCGGACUGGCCGGAAGCGUUCUCCGCAUGGGGAGUGGCAUGGCCGCUGCACGUGUACAUCAUCGCGACCAUCUUCACGUGCAUCGCCAUCCUGGCCGUCUUCCUCAUCCUCGCCAACGUCUGCAACAAGACCGGCCAGAAGAAGAGCACGACGACCAUCUCCCUCAACUCGAUGGUCGCCUUCUUCACGGGAACGCGCGCCUGCGUCCUGUUCAUGGACCCGUACUCGCAGGCCCGGGACCCCGUCCCGUUCAUCGUCAGUCACAUAGUGUGGUCUGUAGGACUCCCGGGACUCACUGCGUCCUUCAGUAUCGUGUUCCUCAUCCUGCUGGACACGACCAAGAUGGAGAUGGCGCCGCCCAAGUUCCAGAGACUCGGCACGAUCGCCUGGAUCACCGGGGUCCACCUGGGGAUCGUGCUGGCGGUCGAUCUGCUGGUCAUGUACGUCGGCUUCACGGUGAAACCCUUGCUGCUUCUCUGCCAGGCGCUGUUCAUCGCGUAUGGGCUGACGCUGUCCAUAGGAUUUCUCUACACUGCGGUGAAGAUCCGCGGUAACCUGACGUCGAGCGGACAAAUUAAAGAUGAACAAACCGAACGCUUGUGGAAGCUGACCAGGACGAUAGGCACGGCCUCGGUGAUCGCCAUGGCGAUGUGUGUGACGUACGUCUACUCUGCCGUAAGUGAGUUCGGCGUGUUGAGCGACAUCAGCGUCGUCGACCCCUGGAGCUGGUGGUCGCUGCAGACGUUGUUGCGCUUGGAGGAGAUCGCCUGCUCUUUGGUCGUCGUCACGAUCUUCGUCAAGUCGUCGCCCACGUCGACCGUCGCCGGGUACCUCUCCCAGCUGUGUCCGCGCCUCACCGGUAAGGUCAAGGACAAGGCGUUUCUGGCGGAUAAGUCCGAGUUUUCGACCAAGCCGACGAAGGAAGACCUAAAAUCGGUGUGGGUGUCAUCAGUGACGCCAGUGACUGUCCAGAAAUAGUGUGAAACAUUCAGGCGCGGAUACAGAAUUUUUCCAGGUUGGACUAACUACUUAAUUGAAAGUUGUAUAUUGAUGGUGAAAUCACUUUAAAAUAAGUGAAAACUUUCUUUUACAAUUUUUUUCUGUUGUGAGCAGGUGGGGGGGGGGGGGGGGGGGGGGGGGGGGGGGUGGUGGAUUCCGGAAAUAUGGAAACGAAGGAACAAUUAGCACUGGUGUAGCCAGAGGGGCCAUAUCCCCCAAUGAACCACCUGUUUUUCCUACCACAUUCUAUAUUUGUCUGUUGCCCUUUACAACGACUCAUAAACAGUUUGGGUGCCCCUCGCCCCCCCCCCCCCCCCCCCCCCCCCCCCAAUGUGGGUGGUCCCUCGAUAUAAACUCCCGACUACGCCAAUGACAAUUGGGAUUAGUUGUUUGGAAAGUGUUCUUCGCACCCUUUGAUACAGUAGUGAGUUAAAUAUUAAUUCUAUUGUUACGGACCUGGUUCAUUAUAGUACUAUGGAUGUGAAUUAAGGGACCCCCCCCCCCCCCCCCCUUUCAACCAUGUCUGCCCGGUGAGACCUCCCUUGAUCAACCAGUGUAAACAGUAGCCCUGUGCAAGAGAUGGACCAAACAAAAUAAACAGUUUGAAAACAUGUACUUUGACUUUGUAAUAAAACAAAGGCAAACUAAGCGCACAAGCUGUGUCCCCCGCCCAUUCCACCCUCUAACGUACGUCACUGCCUAUAGGUCGUCCCUAGCCUGAACUUGAAUCUGUAUUAAAUAAAUGUAGAUCUGCA